This is a messenger RNA of Meloidogyne enterolobii, 2770 nucleotides long. The record is from the annotation of a GenBank genome assembly. NCBI's taxonomy places the organism in Eukaryota, Metazoa, Nematoda, Chromadorea, Rhabditida, Meloidogynidae.
AGUAGUUGUCAAAGCUCAAGUUUUGCCAUUCAAUUAUUAUUUUUUUAUAUUUUCUUUGUUCAAAUUAUUUACUGUCAAUUUUCAUGCCAAGGGAAUUAUGGGAUUAACUAAAGAUUUCUUAAAAUUUCAACAAUCGGGCUCUUUUAAUUUACUCGCCUCUCCAAAUGGAAUGGUUCAAUUUGUUGAUAGUGUUACUUGUGCUGUUGCUGCGGCUGAAAACGUUUCUUUUUACAAUAUGCGAACAUUGGCAAAGACAAAACAAAUGCGUUUUGAAGGAAGAAUCGUUACUUCUUUUGCAUUGACGAAGGAUAAAUCGAAAAUUGCUAUUGGGUAUGAUAAUGGUUCUAUACAUUUACAUAGAAUUGAGGAUGAAAGUCCCCCGAUUGUUUUUAAUGGACACAAAACAGGAGUAAAUUGUUUGACUUUUAGUGACGAUGGUUUUAUAUUGGCUAGUGGAGGAAAGGAUUCGGUUAUUGCGCUCUGGGAUGUGUUGAAUGAAUCUGGUAUUUGCAGUUUAUUUGGCCACAAAGGAACAAUAACUCACCUGCGUUUUGUACAGAAUGGAUUAUAUCUUGUUUCGAGCUCUAAAGAUACUCAGAUUCGCUUUUGGAGUAUUUUAAACUACUGUUGUUUUUAUUUACUUGCUGAAAGUCAAUCAGAAAUAUAUUCAUUUGCUCUUUUAAAUAAGGAGAAUUUAUUAGUUGUUGCAAAUUCUGAAAUUGAAUUACUUGUAUUUGAACUUAAAUGGAAUAAAAAAAUUAAAGAAGAGAAUGAUGACGAGGAAAUAUUAGAUGAUUUGAAUGUAAAGAGAAUAUGUUCAGAAGAUGUUAAUGAUAAUGAAUUAAUAAAAGAGGAUCAAGCAAAUAAAGUUUUACAGUGCAAAAAACGCGGUUCACUCUUACGACAGGCCAAAGGUCGCGCACUUCAAUUAAGUGUUUCUAGUGAUGAGUCUAUUUUAUGUUGUGUAGGUGCUGAUUCUUUGGUUGAUAUUUACAGAGAAAAUAAUAACGAUUUAUCUACUCAAAUGUUAAAAUUGGAAAGUGAAGUGCGCAAAGAUAUUACAACAAUUAUUGCUAGGAUAGGUGAUUACAGAGCUGAUUCAAAAGUUAAAUGGGUUGAUCUGUGUGAUUCUUUUACUUUUUUGCCUAAUGGACGAACAAGAGAAUAUAGAUUUUAUUGUCUACUUAAAUCUAAUAAUAUUUUGGGUGUUUCUAUUCGUGUUGAUUGGAAAAACAGUGCUACCGAGUCUUUUCUUCUAACUAGUUUGGGACAGCGUGUUCAUAGAACGGAUAUUCGUGCUCUUGCAAUUUCUUCGAAAUCUGAUAUAAUUGUAACUGGUUCAAAUGAAUCUGCAAUAGUUUGGGAUUUACAAGAAUUGGUAUCUUUAAAUAAAUUGGUUGCUGAUGGUCUUCAACAGAUUUCUGCUGCUCUGCUUUUUGCUAAUGAUACACAAUUAAUUUUGGGAACUAGAACGGGAUCGUUGUUCUUAUUUAAUCUAAAAACUUGUGAAUUAAUUGAAAAGAGUGAGUCUGUUCACGAUUCUAUUACUGGGCUUUGUGCAUUUCCAAAUAAAGAUGGAUUUGUUUCUUUUGGUCAGGAUAAGAAAGCAAGAUUUUGGUGUUUUGAAAGAGCUAAAGAUUCUUCUGAACGUGAUUAUUUAUCAAUUCGAUCCAAGCGUGUACUAGAACUUCAAGAUGAACCUUUAUGUGCUGCAAUUUCCCCAAACGGCAAAUUUAUUGCAUUUGGCCUUUUAGACAAUACUUCAAGAGUUUUCUUUAUGGAUAGCCUUAAAUAUUUUGUAUCGUUAUAUGGACAUUCAUUACCCAUUUAUUGUAUUGAUAUUUCACAUGAUAGCAAAUUAAUAAUUACUGGUUCUGGAGAUAAAUCUGUACGAAUAUGGGGACUUGAUUUUGGAGAUUGUCAUCGUUCUUUGUUUGCCCAUGAUGGAAACGUGACUUGUGUUCAAUUUUGUAUUAAUAUGGCUGAUGAUGAAAAAUUAUUUUGGUCUGCUGGAAUUAAGCAAUGGGAUGCUGUAACUUUUAAUCAUAUUCAAACUUUAAAUGCUCAUACUGAUCAAAUUGAUGCAAUUGCUCAAAAUUUUGAUAGCAAAAUAUUGAUUUCUGCUUCAAGAGAUAAAUCUGUACGUGUUUGGGAGUUGACUGAUGAAUUAAUUGUCUUGCAGGAAGAAGAGGAAAGGAAAAGAGAAGAAGAUUAUGAGAAGAAAAUGAUAGAAGAGGAAGAUAUUGUCCCUGGUGAAACAAAAAAUUCAGAAAGUGGUCUGGCUACAUUAAAAAGUAUGGAAACAAUUAAAUCGCACAUUCCUCAUAUUUUGUUGAGGGCAUAUCCAAAUGGUGCUUUUCAUUUAUUUAUUGGCGAUACUUUAGAGAAAAUACAAAGAAGUUCACUCGAAAAAUGUUUGUUGUCAUUACCCUUCUCUUAUGUACCUGAAUUACUAACAGAAUUGUGUAAAUGUAUUAAACAAUUUUACAAAACGGAGUUGAUGGAAAGAAUUAUUUUUUAUUUAUUAAGAAUACAUCACAAUCAAAUUGUCCAUUCAAUUGAAUUACUUCCAAUUAUUGAUGAAUUAAAGACGGUUGUCCCAACAAUUAUUGAAUUUUCUGCUAAUCAAAUUGGUUUCAACAUUGCUGCAUUAAAAUUUUUGCAAAUGAGUUUGGAAGAUAAACAAAAAGAAAAAUUAUUUAAACAAGCCUUUAAUUCAACAGAAAGUUUGGGUAGAAGAAAGAAAAUAAAAAAUAAAGAGAAAAAAUAA